This is a messenger RNA of Drosophila willistoni, 424 nucleotides long. RefSeq lists its product as uncharacterized. The coding region runs from base 96 to 323 and encodes 75 amino acids. The transcript is spliced from 2 exons. The record is from RefSeq and is a predicted model, not a curated record. Lineage: Eukaryota; Metazoa; Arthropoda; Insecta; Diptera; Drosophilidae.
UAAAUAUUUGUUAUUCAAUCGCCAAACCCUGGUCACACAUGUCUUUUGAUGUUAUAAUUUCGUGUGUGUUUUGAAAUUGAAAACUAACGAAAAAUAUGGUGCAAAAGACGCCGUCAUUCGUAUCCCGCAAUCUAGUCACAAUUGUGAUGAUACCCAGCUUAAUUGGUAUACAUCUGGGAUGGAGUUACAUGCAGGAUAACCGCAAACUAGUGACAAAGGAAGAACAAAUCGACUUGCCACCGGUUACGUUUGCCAAAUUUGUGUACAAUAAGCUGACAGGAGCGCAAGGGGCAUCAGAAAAUGGAGACGUCAAAGGGUCUUAGCUAAAUUUACAAGCCUGCGGUAUCAGAUCUUAAAACAUACAAUCCAUUUAUUGUAUAAUUAAAAACUAAAUACAAAUUAAAUGUUUAUGAUACAUGAAAAA